Messenger RNA from Nicotiana tabacum (common tobacco), 1282 nucleotides. Lineage: Eukaryota; Viridiplantae; Streptophyta; Magnoliopsida; Solanales; Solanaceae. The record is from RefSeq and is a predicted model, not a curated record.
UUUGGUACUAUUACCCCCAACAAUUGCCAAAUACCCAACUCCAUUUUUUUUCAUAAGAGGUCCCCUCUCUUUUAUCUUUCUCUACAGUAAAGACUGCUUUUUUCGUCCAUUUCUCAAGGAAAGUUAUCAUCUUUGUGACUUCAGGUUCUUGUUUCCUGGAAAAGAGAGAAGAAAUUGGCCAGUUUUUGAGUUUCUGUUGUUGAUGGAGCUGCUGAUGUUAAUCUCUUUUUCUAAUAACAAGGGGGUUAAUUAUGUGAACUUGGAGUUCGAGUAAUGGGUUUGGUCAGCUCACUGCAUUUAGGUAUCAGUAUUCUUCGUGAUGGCCUCAACACCUUCUACCAAGAGUUCUCGUAGGUCUUCACCUUCCCAAGUUUCAAAAAGUAACAAAUUAGAGAUCGCAACUUCUAAAGAACGAGAAGUUGUAUCGAAGCAGCUUAUGGUUGAAGCAACAGCCAGCAAAAAGUCACAGAGCUCUCAGCCUAAGGGAUCUCCCAACUUGCUUGCUGAUAAAUUCGAUUCAAGCUUAUAUUUGGGCAAUUCGAAAGAAGCACCAGGCGGUGUAGGCACUCUGCCUACCGAGGCGAAGGGCCCACAAGGCAGCACAGCUGAUCAGGAGAGGAAGAGUUCUAUUAAGGACAGCUCAGCAUCAGCUAAAGUUAGUGAUGGGGCUAGUAGCCUUGCGAAAACAAGUGGAAGUGCCAAAAUUAGUGAUCGAGCAGAUUUUCUUGAGAGUGGUAAGAGCAGCAUCUGUAGGGGGAGCACAGGCACUGAUGUAAGUGAGGAGAGUACUUCUAGCAGCUUGAGCAGCAGUGUCAACAAACCUCAUAAAGCUAAUGACUCGAGAUGGGAAGCAAUUCAAGCUAUCCGAACUAAAGAUGGGAUGUUGGAUUUGAGGCAUUUCCGGUUGCUGAAGAAGUUGGGAAGUGGUGAUAUUGGAAGUGUGUAUCUAUCUGAGUUAUGUGGUACAAAGUGUUAUUUUGCCAUGAAAGUUAUGGAUAAGGCGUCAUUAGCCAGUCGUAAGAAAUUGCNAUGUUAUUUUGCCAUGAAAGUUAUGGAUAAGGCGUCAUUAGCUAGUCGUAAGAAAUUGCUUCGUGCACAGACAGAAAGAGAGAUAUUGCAGUCCUUGGACCAUCCAUUUCUCCCAACACUAUAUAGCCAUUUUGAAACAGAAAAGUUUUCAUGUCUAGUAAUGGAGUUCUGCCCAGGAGGAGACUUGCACACACUUCGUCAAAGGCAACCAGGGAAGCAUUUUUCAGAACAAGCAGUGAAGUAUGAUAUUUGA